UAAUUUAGUUCUCUUUGCGCAUGACACAAACGUCAAAUGUCCAACUCGCUGCAAUCGAGGCAUCUGAUGCUUUUAUUACGGUUUUAUCGAUAAAAAUACAAUGAUUCGAUUGGCUUUUGUUUUCCUAGUUUGCGUUUUUGUGGCAUCAAGUUUUGUGGACACAUAUCCGAACAAUGAAGAAUUUAAUUAUUUUGCAGAUUACGAUAGUUACGAUGAGGAACAGUAUGAAAAUGUUGCGCGAUUAGCAAACCGUUUAUUCCGGUACAGGAAGGCAAACCGCAGAAAUAUUGAAGAUAUGAAUUGGACUGGACGCUGGAUGCCUGACAGGCCAGGUGAUCCAACACCACCGCCUAAGGUAUGGCCAAAGAACGAGGAAAAAUAUGAUGACAGAUAUGAAUCAGUGACAGAAUUCUCCCAUGGAAUGCAUCAUGGUUUCGUGCAGUCACAAUGCGACGAUGGCAAGAGCAAUUUAGACAUCGAUUGGGGGGAUCAUUCUCCAUCAGAAUAUACGUGUUACGGUCAUAAGAUCACGCCAAAUAAGACUAAGGCAUUGAUUUACUGUAAAUCUAUCCCAAAAGCAUACAAGGCCGCGCAUAAAUGCAUGAAAGAGAGAAUCGAUUAUAAUGACAAUGUUCCUCUCUACGGUCCACACAGACCGUUGUGGCCAGUUUACGGGGAAUACAAAUAUUUACCCAAACAGAGAUGGUUGCACAGCCUGGAGCAUGGAGCAAUUGUCAUGCUGUACCAUCCAUGCGCAAAUCCACUGGAGGUGAAACGUUUGCGGGAUCUUGUUAACAGAUGUCUUUGGCGACACGUUAUCACGCGAUAUAGUUACCUGGAUGAAGAACAACCGUUGGCACUUUUAUCUUGGGGCUGCAAGCUGACUAUGUCUUACGUAGAUAUCAAGGUGGUAAAACACUUUAUACAGCUGCACGCUCUUCGUGGUCCGGAACAGAUCGCCAAGGAUGGUCAAUUCGAAGACGGACUGCUGAGUCGAUCGAGGAUAGUGACAGAUAAAGAGGAUUCCGUACUUUGUCCUUACAUGUAAUAAGCGAAUGUACAUAAUACAAAUAUGCAAAUAUGCUUGUGAUACUCUCUGUACCCUUUAGAUUCGUAGAUGGAUUAACCAUUUGUAUUUUAGUUUUGUACAUUUACGAGAAGUGUCUCUUAUUAUCUUUUUUAUCAUGUAAAAGUUUAUUUAUUUAAAAUUAUGAAAUGUAAGUAAUUUUACUUCUUACGUAUUAUGUAAUUUAUAUCUUCCGAAAGACGUAGUGCAAUAAAUCAUAUAAAUAUACAAUAUAUUAAUA
Molecule: messenger RNA, 1307 nt
Organism: Ooceraea biroi (clonal raider ant)
Lineage: Eukaryota; Metazoa; Arthropoda; Insecta; Hymenoptera; Formicidae
Cellular component (GO): cytoplasm
Source: RefSeq, a predicted model, not a curated record